Planococcus citri (citrus mealybug) is the source of this 1358-nucleotide messenger RNA. RefSeq lists its product as uncharacterized. The record is from RefSeq and is a predicted model, not a curated record. Bases 97 to 1209 code for a protein of 370 amino acids. The transcript is spliced from 8 exons. NCBI's taxonomy places the organism in Eukaryota, Metazoa, Arthropoda, Insecta, Hemiptera, Pseudococcidae.
ACUGGUACCACUGAACUGGUCUACUUAAGGAUACCUGUAUGUUGCUUGAUAUUUGAUUAAAAUUUCAUCGUGCGUUAAAAGCAGGUAGAUCAUAAAAUGAGUGAAACAACAGAUCAAGAUUCUGAGAUCACAGAUGUAAGAAGUAUCGAGGGUUUUGAUAUGUUGAAUAAAAGCAAGCAAGAAGAAAUUGAAGCAAAAUUUCGAGAACAAAAAAAGAUGAAAGACUUACACAUCGACGACUACAAUCCAUGGGGUAAACCAGGCCACGGGGCGCCAAACGAAGACACUUUGAGAAAACGUAAAAUAUUCAUGGAUGUUUUACCUCCUGUCGUAUUAAAAGCAGUUGGAAACGAUGCAACAAUGAUGGGCAGGCCAGGGGGUGGGGCACCUGUUAGAACUAAAUCCGGUAAAUUGAAAAAUGCCAGAGUGGAAGAUCCUCAGUUGAGAUUUCAAUGGCACGGACCUGUUAGGAAAAUGGUGGAUAUUGAUUUGAGGUACAGGGUUCCAGUAGCUGAUCAGAAAGCGUACAAAGAAGAAUUGGAUCAAUUAGUCAAGGAGAAGAAAGUUAUAGAAAGAGAGACAGCAUGUCACGAUGACAUUAAAGACCAUCAAAUGGGCUCUGACGCCAACACUUUCCGAAGAUUGGGGUCACAUCCUCAAGAUAAUAAAGAUCUUUACGAAAAAUUUCCGCACAUUGAUGAAGCGAUUAGACUAGAACAAAUUACCGGUGGUAUAGAAUUAGAACCACUGUUAGCGAUUCGACGUCGAAAAGCAAAACGGUAUCCUCUCGGAACAAGCGACGUUACAGGAAUCAUGGAUAUCAAACCAAAGUAUGAAAUAAAAAUUCAAAUUCAAAAUAUUUCACCAUUGGAUACCUUAUGUAAUGAAAAAUCUACAUUAAAAAAAAAUUAUUCCCCUUGUAGCAUAUCAAUUACCGAUAAAGAAUACAGCGAGGCGCUCGAACAACAAAUCACUGCUCGAGAACAUCAUAAACAGGAAGAAAAAGAAGAGGACCAAAUGACAGCUAGGAAACAUUUCGAAAACUGGGAUACGUUUUGGGGUCGUCCGGGACACGGAGCACCAAAACCUGUAAAAGUUAAAGAAAAUUUAGAAUAUAUUUUGUAUCAAUUGCCUAUUUUAAUAAAAAAAGAAGGAAUGGGCCACGAAGACGAAGAACACGAUCAAGAAUCAGAGAAAUCCGAAAAUUGAAUUUUUUUUAUCCCCGAAGUACCUACCUAUAUAAAAAUAAUUUAAUACGUAUUUAUCGAAACAGUUGCAUAAUAUAAUUGAAACUAACUUUAAAAUUUACUAAUAAUUUUUUAAUGAUCGCGUUUCACAAUAAAUUGAAACUCGUUGAA